Exaiptasia diaphana is the source of this 1709-nucleotide messenger RNA. RefSeq names its product galanin receptor type 1-like. Lineage: Eukaryota; Metazoa; Cnidaria; Anthozoa; Actiniaria; Aiptasiidae. Bases 197 to 1234 code for a protein of 345 amino acids. The record is from RefSeq and is a predicted model, not a curated record. Gene Ontology annotation, biological process: G protein-coupled receptor signaling pathway. Gene Ontology annotation, cellular component: membrane. The transcript has a single exon. Gene Ontology annotation, molecular function: G protein-coupled receptor activity.
CAAUAUUAAUCACAUUUACAAUGUCGCGCCUCGUAUCAACCGUAACCAACGAGAAUAAAAUGAAACCAGCCAACGACUACCUGAAGGGAAUCUAAUCAUUCAUCACCGGAGUGAGACGACGCAGCUUAAAGACCUCUGACCACAAGGCGUUAAURUAAUUUAUUAAUGAUUUGAAGAGUUGGUUAAAAAAAACACGAUGGAGAACAGCACAGCUCAAGCGAACAACUCUAUCGCUCCAAAUUCGUACAUCAAAGAGCCUUAUGUUCUUGAAAUCUUUCGGUURAUCUUUGUCACAAGUGUGGCAAUUGUAGGCGUCUUUGGUAGUAUAACGGUUUGUUUGGUGGCACCUAGUAGUAAGAAAAAAAGAUCCGCUGGGAGUCUUUACAUACGCAGUCUUGCAGCGGCCGAUAUCGGAAACCUCGUAGUGAACCUCCCGAUUGCUAUCAUCAAGGAACAAUCGCCAUUUUAUUGGCCUUUGGGUAAAGAAGUAUGCUUCGUUUUUUACCCAUUGAUGGAACUCUUCCACGGUGCUUGUAUUUGGUCAAUAGUUGCUAUAGCUAUAGAGAGAUAUAUGGGGAUYAUCAACACUAAAAAACAAUCACUAAAAUCUAUAAGAAUCAUAGUGUCUGUAAUAUGGAUUGCAUCAUUUGUGUUUCUCGUUUUUCCACUAUUGUUCACCGUGAGACACGUUCAAACUCCURUCGGAACUUUUUGCUUUUUUGCAUGGCCUUCUCCGCUAAGUCACGACGUCUACAAUGUUAUGGACACAGUUACRCUGUAUAUCCUCCCGCUUAUAACAAUCACGUUUACUUAUCUUAGGAUUACAAGAGCAAUUAAUGUUAGCAGCAAUCUCCACAAAAGACUAAGCUCGCAAACAGAAGUCAGAAGACGCGAAGAGAUGAGACGCGUAAGGCAAAAUGCACGCACUAAAAAACUCCUCACUCCGUUAGUCCUCGUGUUCACCAUAACCAUGCUACCAGUCAACGUAUUUCGAGUCRUGCUGAUUUUUUGGAAAAGCUUUACUAGUCAUAAGUUGUUUUUGAUUUUUUAUAAUAUUUGUGUCCUUGGAAUUGUGGUCAAUUCAGCGGCGGAUCCAAUUAUUUAUUCAAUUGUAACGAAAGACUUUCAUUCGCGUUUGAAGGCUUUUUUCGCCAAAAGAUCAUUUUCUCGUGAUGGUCCUUCUUCGACAACUUGGGGGAUGCGUAACGCGACAGUGAAAGAGACYCUACUUUGAAAACGASCAAAAUUAUGGAAAACUACAUAAUUGUGCGUUAAACUUCAAUUAAAGUCAGAAACAGGAAUUGAUGAAUAUUCAGUGCAACGCUCUCAUUAAGAAAAGGUAUAAUGGCAAAUGAUUCUUCAUGCAUAGAAUCAUUUUCAUUAAGAAGAGAACUUUACUUUAAAAAAAUAUCAUAUGAUUUAAAUGUAGAUAUAUAUAUAUAAAUUCAUAGUUACCCUAACUUAACACCAAGGCGUUUAUCAAAAAACGUUUUUACGGCAAUCAAAAGAUAGAUACCGCAUUUGCAUGAUGUWGAUAUUAUCACUUUGCUUGAAAAUCAACAAGGACCUCUUUGCGUCAGUAGAAAAAUUUCUUAUCGCRAAGCACGCACCUUUGAAAGCUUAAGCACUUUCUUCGUUAUCAUUYCACGAAGAAUGUAGAAAAUAGAAUUGUGAUGAAUAAAGGUAUAUUUCCGGAGAGGACUUCCUCA